Molecule: messenger RNA, 867 nt
Organism: Xyrauchen texanus (razorback sucker)
Lineage: Eukaryota; Metazoa; Chordata; Actinopteri; Cypriniformes; Catostomidae
Product: gastrula zinc finger protein XlCGF7.1-like
Exons: 1
Coding region: 1-867 (288 amino acids)
Biological process (GO): regulation of transcription by RNA polymerase II
Molecular function (GO): RNA polymerase II cis-regulatory region sequence-specific DNA binding; DNA-binding transcription factor activity
Source: RefSeq, a predicted model, not a curated record
AUGAGAAUUCACACGGGAGAGAAGCGUUUCUCAUGCCAUCGGUGUGGAAAAUGUUUUAUUCAAAAAGAACAGCUUGAUGUACACAUGAGAAUUCACACGGGAGAGAAGCGUUUCUCAUGCCAUCAGUGUGGAAAAGGAUUUAUUCAAAAAGAUAGCCUUUAUAUACACAUGAGAGCCCACACUGGAGAGAGGCCUUUCUCGUGCCAACAGUGUGGGAAAGGUUUUAAUCAAAAAGAUAGCCUUAAUGAGCACAUGAGAGCUCACACUGGAGAGAGGCCUUACACGUGCCAUCAGUGUGGAAGGAGUUUUGCAUAUGCAACUAGUCUCAAGAAUCAUCUCCGCUGUCAUUCUGUAGAAAGACCAUUUGAAUGUGAUAAAUGUGGUAAAACAUUUGUUUUGAAUUCAGGCCUAAAACAACAUCUGAAAACUCACACAAAUGAGAAGUCUUACAAGUGUUCUUUUUGUGGAAAGAGUUUUGCUCGCCUGGCCUAUUUUAAAGAACACCAGAAAAUACAUAACAGUGUGGGUGCUCACAUGUGCUUUGAAUGUGGAAAGACCUUUAUUACAGCCGGCAUAUUGAAACGGCACCAAAUAAUUCAUUCUGGAGAAAAACCUUACAAGUGCACACACUGUGGAAAGAGUUUCACUCUGUCAGGAAACCUGAAAACACAUGAGAGAAUCCAUACUGGAGAGAAACCAUACAAGUGCUCACACUGUAGAAAGUUUCACCCGGUCAGAAAACCUGAAAAAACACAAGCGAAUUCACACUGGAGAGUCACCAUACCACUGCUCUUCAUGUGGGAGGAGUUUCAAACAUUCAAGUCAUCUACAGAGACAUUUAAAGAAGAAUUGCCCAAGUUAUCAUAG